CUGUACGGGUUUUGGGCGUCAUCCUGUACGUGGCGAGUCAGAGCAGCCUUACACUUUAAGGGCAUUGCGUUUGAGGAGAAAUCAGUAGAUAUUGUUAAGGAGCAAAAACAACUCACAGAUGAAUAUCGGUCUAUCAACCCAUCCCAAAAAGUUCCAGCACUAGUUAUGAAUGGUGAAACGAUUGUAGAGUCGAUGGCAAUAAUACAAUAUCUGGAGGAAAUGCGACCAGAAGUAAGCCUCGUUCCGAAAUCACCAAUUCUGAGGGCUCGUAUGAGGGAAAUUUGUGAGACUAUUGUGAGUGGAAUCCAGCCCCUGCAAAACAUUGGUCUCAAAAGGCAUUUCGAUUCAGAGAAUAAGUUCAAAGAAUUUGCCGAAUACUUUACAACGCGUGGCCUAGAAAGUGUUGAGGAACAGCUCAAAAAAACCGCCGGCCGCUUUUGCAUUGGCGAUCAAAUUACCGUCGCCGACUUAUGUCUUGUACCACAAGUUUAUAACGGGAUUGUGAGACAUAAAAUAAACAUGGAAAAGUUCCCAAUUGUUUCCAAUGUAUACGAGCAUCUUUUGAAAGAAAAAACUUUUAUCGAAACUCAUCCAAAGAACAUCAAAUGA
Messenger RNA from Danaus chrysippus (African queen), 609 nucleotides. Lineage: Eukaryota; Metazoa; Arthropoda; Insecta; Lepidoptera; Nymphalidae. The record is from the annotation of a GenBank genome assembly.